Messenger RNA from Penicillium verhagenii, 1719 nucleotides. Its product is annotated as flavin-containing monooxygenase. The record is from RefSeq and is a predicted model, not a curated record. Gene Ontology annotation, molecular function: N,N-dimethylaniline monooxygenase activity; NADP binding; flavin adenine dinucleotide binding. Lineage: Eukaryota; Fungi; Ascomycota; Eurotiomycetes; Eurotiales; Aspergillaceae. The transcript has 5 exons. The coding region runs from base 1 to 1719 and encodes 572 amino acids.
AUGACAAACAAAAACAACCAGAAUGAUAGUAGUGGGUCUACGGAUUCUACGUACACCGUCUUGGAACAACCACUCGGCUCCAUCUCUCCUGUGAAAAUCAUUACUAUAGGAGCUGGAGCGAGUGGAUUGAACAUGAUACGAACACUUCAGAAGAAUUUCCCUCUCUCUGAAAAUGUCGUUUACGAAAAAAACGCUGAUAUCGGAGGGACAUGGUUUGAGAAUCGAUAUCCAGGCUGCCAGUGUGAUAUUCCAUCGCACAAUUAUCAGUUUUCUUGGGCAACCAAUCCCAGCUGGAGCAAAUUUUACUCCCCUGCACCCGAAAUACAUCAAUACCUUAAACAUGUGGCAAUCAAAGAAGGACUUUAUGAUUCAGUCAGACUUAAUCAUCAAGUUGAACAUGCGGAAUGGAACGAAGAAGAGGGUAUGUGGCAUGUUCGGGUCAGAGAUCUCGGGACCGAUACUACAAAGCUCGAUUCUGCCCAUUUUCUUCUAGAUGGCUCGGGUAUUCUCAACAAUUGGAAAUGGCCAGAUAUCCCGGGUUUAGACAAUUUUCAAGGUGAAUUGGUUCAUAGUGCGAACUGGGAUGAAAGUUUUGUCUACAAGGACAAAAGAGUCGCAGUUAUAGGCAAUGGCUCCUCUGGCGUCCAGAUUGUUCCUGCGAUGCAGCCAGAUGUCAAAACCCUCGUUCACUUCUUUCGCUCUCCCACGUGGAUAGCGCCGGGGAGUAUGGAAAGAAUGACCACAAGUACAGCUGGUCAAGUUGUUUCCCAGUUGGAACUAGAUGGCGAAUUCUUCUCAUCUGCUCAGAUCGAAAAGUUCAAAAACGAUAAAGAACUAUACAAGCAAUUUGUUAAAGCUACAGAGGAGGUGGUAAAUAAUAAAUUCGACUACCUGGUGAAUUCAAACGCAACCGCCCCUAUCAUAAAAGAAGCAAUGACCAAAUAUAUGCAAGGGGCUCUGAAGGGCAACGGGAAGCUGAUAGAAAAGUUGGUGCCCGACUUCCCAUUUGGAUGUCGCCGAAUCACUCCAAGCCCGGCUUAUUUGGAAGCAUUUCAUAAGACCAACGUACAGGUUGUGACGGAUGGAAUCAAAUCUAUAUAUGAAAAGGGUCUCAUCACAACUGAGGACGAGACUAUUGAAGUCGACGCAAUUGUCUGCGCCACUGGAUUUGACGUUUCGUUCUGCCCAAGGUUCCCAAUAAUCGGCAGAAAGGGAAAUCUGCAAGAUAUCUGGACUCAGGAACUGCCAUCAUCUUAUAUGUCUAUGGCAGUUCCUGGCAUGCCGAACUAUUUCACUUUCCUUGGGCCAAACGCUCCCAUCGGACACGGCAGUGUGUUGACUAUCACUGAGCUUGCAUCCAAGUAUAUUACUAGAAUCAUUCAGAAAUGCCAGGAGGAGUGCAUCAAAUCAAUCGUUCCCAAGCAGCAAGCGGUGGAUGAACUUUCUGUCCAUAUCGCAGCUUUCAUGCCGCGAACAGCUUGGUCUGGAAGCUGUCGUUCCUGGUUCAAAAACGGGGAGCAGGAUGGCCCAGUGACUGCAUUACACCCCGGAAGUCGUAUCCAUUGGUUUCAUAUGCUGCAGAGAUUCCGUGGCGAAGAUUUCGACUACACGCAUUGGACCAAUAAUAGAUUUAGCUAUUUGGGCAAUGGCUUCUCUUCGUGGGAAGACCCUGAGAAGAAUUCUACUUGGUAUUUGGAUGAACCAGAUAAGAUGAUAUGA